GAUUUGUAUAUAGUACCUACGUCUGUACAAUAGAUCGUUUAUACAUGAUAGUUAAUUAUACGAUUGAAAAUGUCCUUGAUUAAGUGACAGUGCUUUUUUCUCAAACUGUAUCGCUUUUCUAUUCGACGAUUUUUCAAUAACGAAACACUCCACUGAAAAUAAUGCUAGGAUGUCACACUACAGUAGAAAAACAGACACUCAGAAAUCUGCGGUGAUUGAUUAUGAACGUCAGUUCCAAGAGGAUUUAGAACGUGCCCAAGCAUUAAGUUUGGAGAGUCUAGCACUAGAGAAAUUUAAAUUACAAAAGCAGCAAUCAGAUUUUAAUAAUAUCCAGCAUCAAUGUAUUCCACAAAAUGAUGGGAACAGCACUGUACAUAGUAGUUCAUCUGAAAAAGAUAACAUACCACAAACUGAGAAAUUUCAGUGUAGAAGUAGACCAAGGCCUGGUUCCUUUAAUACCAAUCAAUCUAAAAAUGCUGUGAUAUUAGCACCACCACCAGUUCCAUCUAGAAGAAAUUCAACAACAGCCACCACAAGUCAAGACACUGUUGAUUUGAUUAAUUUCACAAGUCCAGUGAAACAAGAUAAUUUAAGUGAUUAUUAUUCACCUCCACCUCCACCUCCGAAAACAAUUGUAGAGCCAAACUGGGAGACUCAUCCCUCAUUAUUGAAAAAACAGGGGAGGGUAUCACGAAGCACUAGUUCUGCAGGUUAUCAUCCUCGAGAUUUUCGAUAUCAAUCACUUUCUCCAGGACCUAGAUCUUCCACUGCACCUUGUACACCAGGAACUCCAAAAAUUAGUCCUGUCAUGUCAAGAUCUAGUAGUAUUAGCAGUAAUGUACCUGAUAUAACACCACAAAUACCUCCACUACCUAUGAAUUAUAGACCAAGUGUUACUCCUUCUAUAUGUGGUAUUCAAAAACCUACAUUCUGUACCGACGAUGAACAGCUAAAUGUAUUAAAAGUGAUAGAGAAAAAGCCAAAUAAUAAUCUUAUAGAUUUGAGUUCUUUUGAUCAAGUAGAAGAUAAAACAAAUGUUCGAGUUAGUGUACUAGAAGCAUUUGAUCCAUUACUUGUUAAAAUUGAAGAUCAGAACGACAGCAGACAAGGACAUAAAGAGGAAAUGCAAUCGCAAGUGAGUGGAUCGGUGUAUGAUCCAUUCGAUCCUUUCGAUUACAUGUAUAGCACAAACGAAAGUGUUAAUUCAGAUCCAGUAUAUGUUGCUGUGGAAAAGUCUGCUAAAUCUCCAGCGGUAUCACCAGCUGCACCACCGCCUCUACCUCCUAGAAAUUCAUCAGCUUGGAAUACUAUUGAAAGAAGAAGAACAUCUUUAGAUAGAAGAAAACGACAAACGCGCUUGUAUGAAAAUGUAACUGUAAGAAAAACCAGACCAUCACUUCGUGAUUGCGAUCUUAGAGCUUUCUAUGAAAUGAUAAAAUCUGUUCGAGGUGAAUUUCCGUUUAAUAAUCCCAGUACAAACAUCGGACAUAUAAUUAGUCCGAUGAUGGAAAACUUAUAUCCCGAAAGCACAAGUAUAAAAUUAGUUGUACACCCACAAUUAAUGGAUUCUGACGAAAAUACUCCGUCCAUUUCGUUUACAUGCGAUGUAAAUUGUAGCGUUGAGCAUGUUAUUCUUAAUAUCGCUUGUUCCUUAGAAGAUGAAGAUAUAGUAAAUAUAGAGAAAUAUUGUUUGAGAGUAUGGGGUUUAGCAGAAUAUUUUGCACCUAAUACGACUUUAGCUCAAUAUGAAUAUAUACAUCAAUGUAUCAAAUUAGAAAGAGAUAUCGAAUUAGCUAUUCUAACUAAAACACAAAUAAAACGAUCUAUAGCACGAACACUUCAAGAUGAUAAUCGUGAUCAAUGUCUCAAGUUAGAAGAUAUUCUUCCAAACGAACCAGUACAACCUAUUUCGUAUGAUACACUCCUUAUCUUGUUAGAAACUGUAGAAAAAGAAAUGGAACGUGUGGAAACUGCUGCUAUACAAUUGGCAACUACUAAUCAUGGUUCCAGUCUUUUACCACAAUUACAACCCCGUGGUGUUGUCCAAGCAGUAAAAGCAGUAUGCGCAUUAAUGGGAAGCAUAGAGACAUUUGAAAUUACUGAAGCUGUCGAUAAUUUUGUGAAUGCAUGUUGUCAGUUUUUACCUCAAGUUCAUACAGCAAAUAUAGAGUGCAAGAAACCAGAGAUUCUACAUGAAGAUGGUGACUAUUCCGUAGUAACUUUAAGAACAAAAUUUCCAGAUGUUAUUGCAUCUCAUUGUCGAAAAAUUCGCGAUGCAAUUCAAGAUCUUGUAGAAACUUACUGUCAUGCAUUUAAAGUCGAUUUUGAAUUAAACAGCAGAGGAGAAUUUCCAACAAAUACAUUAAUAUCAUCUGAAGUAUUAGAUACUGUCUUAGUUCGUGUUGGAUCAUUACAUAGAUUACCAGGAUCGUGGAAACACGACGAUUACAUCGUCGCAGCUCAAAUAUUUCAUGGAACAAGACCUGUUGGAAAUCCAGUUUUAUCUGAACCUAUGGCAGUCAGUUCUAAUUUUUAUCCAAGAAUUUUAUUUAAUUCAUGGCUGGAAUUUCGGGGAAUAAGCGUGUGUCAAGUACCAAGAGAAGCUAGAUUAGUGUUGGUUUUAUACGGCCGGACAUUGCAACCGACUGAACACGAGUCUAAUUCGUCAGCAGAAAAUACCAUGCAAAAAGAAGAGCUGGGAUGGGGAGCUAUACAAUUCUUUGAUUGCGAAGGAGUAAUGAAUCAAGGAAGCUUCUUUUUGUCACUUUGGCCAGCGAUCGCUGAUAAAAGAUUAGGUCCUGCUCCCGCCCCUGGAAUUCAUCCUCAUGGAGAUACGCAUGCUAUCAUUGGUGUAGAAUUACCUGAUUAUGGAGGCAGAGUACUGUUUCCUACAGAAUUACGCGAUUAUGAUGUAGAAUCUCUUGAUUUUAAUUCACUCGACCAAAAUACACAAGAAUUGUUAAUAGAUAUUACACAACAAACUACAUUUUCAAGACCGCUUAUUGAAGAAAGAGAAAUUCUAUGGGAAAAGCGGCAUUAUUUACAUGAUAAACCUGAAGCUUUACCUAAAGUACUUUUAGCUGCACAUAGUUGGGAUUGGGCAUGUUUACCUGAUCUUCAUGCAUCUCUUAGAAUCUGGAGUCCUUUGCCUCCUGUUCAAGCUCUGCAAUUACUGUUACCUUGUUUUCCAGAUAUGAAAGUUAGAGAAAUGGCCGUUGGAUGGAUUCGGGAAUUGAGCAAUGAUGAACUUGUAGAUUAUUUACCACAAUUAUUACAGGCGUUGAAGCAUGAAACAUAUGAAACGUCUCCUCUUACAAAGUUUCUAUUAGAACGAGCUUUACUUUCUCCGCGGGUAGCUCAUCAUAUCUAUUGGUUAUUAACACAAGCGUUACCAGGACAAAGUCCUCAAAAUUCUGCUGAAACUACACCAGAAGACGAUAAAAAUAUUAGUUUAGCACGUUAUCACAGAAGAUUACAAUUGAUGUUGAGGGCAUUAUUGGCUGUCAUUGGAGAUGCAUUAAGAAAUAGUUUUCUUACUCAACAGUUACUUGUUAAAAAUUUACAUGAAGUAGCAGAAAAUAUUAAGCAGACAAAAGAAUCAUUACGACUGGAUGCGCUCAAAGUUGGUUUGCAAAAUAUACAUUGUCAGUUAAUGGAAGAUGAUGGUACCUGUUUACCAUUAUCUCCUAGUAAACAAGUAUUUGGUAUAAAUGUACAAAGUUGCUCAUAUUUUCCGUCAUUUACUCUUCCAUUGAAAAUCAACUUUAUUAGCUGUGAUGAUGUAAUUUGUCCAGCAAUUUUUAAAGUUGGAGAUGAUUUGCAACAAGAUAUGUUAACUCUCCAAAUGGUGCGUAUAAUGGAUAAACUCUGGUUAAAGGAAGGUCUUGAUCUUAAAAUGGUAACAUUUGCCUGCGUGCCUACCGGCUAUAAACGUGGAAUGAUAGAAAUGGUUACAAAUGCAGAGACACUAAGAAAAAUACAAGUUGAGUUUGGCCUAACUGGAUCGUUUAAAGAUCGCCCUAUUGCCGAAUGGUUGGCAAAGCAUAAUCCUUCAGAGUUAGAAUAUGAACGAGCAGUAGAAAAUUUUACUGCAUCUUGCGCGGGUUAUAGCGUUGCUACGUAUAUUUUAGGAAUUUGUGAUAGACACAAUGACAAUAUUAUGUUAAAAACGUCGGGUCAUCUGUUUCAUAUUGAUUUUGGAAAAUUCUUAGGUGAUGCGCAAAUGUUUGGAAAUUUUAAAAGAGAUAGGACACCAUUUGUAUUAACAUCUGAUAUGGCUUAUGUUAUAAAUGGUGGAGACAAACCAUCAGCCAAAUUUCAUCAUUUCGUGGACUUAUGUUGUCAAGCAUUUAAUGUAGUACGAAAACAUGGAAAUCUAAUUCUCCAUCUAUUUGGAUUGAUGACUUCGUCUGGAAUUCCUGGUGUGACUGUGGAUGCAAUUAGUUACGUACAGAAAGCUCUUCUUCCAGAACAAACAAAUCCUGAAGCAGCUGCAACAUUUGCUCGAAUGAUAGAAAGUUCACUUAAAAGUUGGUUUACACAGUUUAACUUUUUUCUGCAUAAUUUAGCACAACUCAGAUUUUCGGGCGAUCAUAAUGAUGGAGCGUUAUUGUCUUUCAUACCACGUACAUAUACAAUGCAACAGGAAGGUCAAUUGACGAGUGUACAAGUACAUGGCUAUCAAAAACGAUAUGAUCCUGAAAAAUAUUAUAUGUAUAUUUUGCGUAUACAACGAAAAGGCCAUGCGGAUCCUACUUAUUUAUUCCGAUCAUAUAAGGAAUUUUGUGAAUUUUAUCAAAAACUGUGUAUUCAUUUUCCUCUUGCAAAACUUGCUAGUUUACCAAGUGGUAUAAGUGUCGGAAGAUCUAACAUAAAGCAAGUUGCUGAUAAACGACGAGCGGAUAUUGAGAAAUUUCUUGUAAGCUUAUUUAAAAUGGCACCAGAAAUUUCUCAAAGCGACUUGGUAUAUACUUUCUUUCAUCCUUUGUUAAGAGAUCAACAGAAUGCUGACAUUCAUUUACGUAAAGUAAAAGUUGGUAAUUGGUGGGCUGAGAAACCUGUAAGAGAUAAUGUGCAAAGCGGACAAAUUAAAAUGUCUCUUCACUAUACACGUGGAGCAUUUUACGUGAUGGUGUAUCAUGCUAGAGGUUUACCAAAAGUAGCGAAUUGUCAAGAACCAAAUACGUAUGUUAAAGUAUAUCUUAAACCGGAUCCUACAAAGAAGACAAAACGAAAAACAAAAGUUGUGAAGAAAAAUUGUCAUCCUUCAUUCAUGGAAAUGUUGGAAUAUAGAAUGUCUCUAGAGGUGAUUAAAGAGAGAACUCUAGAAGCUACAAUAUGGAAUCAUGAUACACUACAAGAAAAUGAAUUUCUUGGUGGAAUACGCUUACCACUUGGACGUCUCGAUUUAACAACCGAAAUAAUUGAGUGGUUCUCACUUGGAAGUAUUCGAUGAAUGAAUCGUCAUAAACGAGAUUUAUUGAGAGCUCAAAAAUAUAAUACUAUCGCACAAUACUAAUUAUAGUAUUUCUAUAUUCUGAGCAAUAAGAGAAAUAGAGUUUACGAAUGACAAUGAUACAUGCUUUUAUGUUUAGGAGAAACGCUUUCUAAAAAGUUAGCUAAUAUCGUACAAUUUAUUAUAUAAAAUUAUAUUCAACUAAUGUAACAAUACACAAACAGAAAAGGCAUAUUUCAUAAAAUUAUUCUGUCUUUGUAUUAAUUGCCAAAAUAUGAUGAAUAAUAUAUUUCUCGUCUAGAGAAUGUUUAAUUGUGACAAUGAAUUUCAACUGGACUGUGUUUUGCAAAUAUUUGAUAGAAAUUAUAAAAAGAAAUAGAAUGAUUUAAGCUUACGGAAUGAAAUUUGUUAUUAAGAUCUUGUGCAAAAUAUUUGUACUAUUUCUAUUGGGAGGCAUAAUCUCUAAGUACGAUAUAUAUUAAUAAGUGUAAAUUAAAAUUUUAUUGUGCUACUCUAUUGUAGCAGAGUACAAGGUUUCCUAAAUAGCGAGAGAGUAUAGAUCUUUAUAAGUGCGUAUAUAAAUUUUGCUCGAAUAUAAGUUAUUUGCCUACAAUGAAGAGGUAACAUUUUUUACUUUCAUAUAAAAAUUUUAAAUUAUAUGUAUAAAAAUCAAAAUAACAAUAUAAAAUAGCAAAAUCUAUAUAAGGCAAAAUUGCUAUAUGUCAGUGUUUAGUAGAAAUUUUUUAUUUUGUGAAAAAGGAGAAUGAAAUUAUGUAAAUAUGUUUUAAAAUUUGCAAUUGUUUUUCAUAAUCAGCUUAUAUUGUGAAUAUAUUUUAUGUCAAUUUUUUAGAUAAAUAAUAUAAGAGUAUACUAUAACGAAAAUAAAGGUUCAUGUUAAUACAUUAUCGACGGGCGAUUGUUAAGUAGUAAUUUGAUUAUACAAGCAACAUGUUACUAUUUUUUUACUUUUACUUUAUAUAACAAGAUUUAUUUCUUAACAUAUCUUUAUUGUGAAAGGAUCGUUUAACUGUCAUAGUUUAUCAUAAAACUUAUACAUACAGACCAUGAAAUAUGAUUAAUAUAAUUAAUCUAGUCUCCUGUUGUUAGUGUAUUAAUGUAUUGUGUAAUUUUAACCUUAAUUUUUGUUAUAAAUAUGUUUUAGAUAUAAAAUGAAAUAAUUUAAUAGUACAAGUUGCACCGUUUCAUUGCAAUUACAGAAAUUUUAUUAUUAUAGUUGUGAAAAAAAAUUGCACUAAUGAAAUGCUCAAUCUUUUGCUUUUUCAUUAUAGAUAUUUUUGCAUGUGCUUUCUAUAAUCUUUAUAUUGUGACAUAAAAUCAUGUAAAUUUGAAUAAUUUAUUUAUAUUUUGGACUUACUUAUAGUUCUUUAAUCAUGUGACACAAAUAUAAAGAAAAUUACUUCAAAAUUACAUUUAAAUCACCUCCUUUUUUACUACUAUUAUUAAAGAUUCCAUUAUGUUCAUUUGAUCAAAUUAAAUCAACGCGCGCAUUUAUAUCGGACCACUUUCCCCCUCUAAUUUGCGACGCGAACCUGUUGCGGAGUUAGUCUAUUGUCUAAAAUCGUGGUGUUAAGAUCUAUCAAUUUGUGUAGCAUUUAUUAAUUGCGUAUUCAUUCAUCAUUCUUUCGCCGCCCGUGUUCAUUGUCAACUUCGUUUAAUUAAUGUAUGUUUUUAUUUUUGUCUUUGAUAAUUCAUCGAAUAUUAUUGUAAUUUAUAACUAACUUAUCUUUGUUCCCUCAAUCGACUUUUUGAUCAUUACAUCUACUGGUAGCACAUAUUAUGAGCUCCAGAACGACAUUUAAUCUUAAUCAUUGUUUCUUUUUUCGUAUAUUUUGUUUCUUUUAUGCAUUUAUUUGAAAGUUUCGAUUUUCUUUUACAGAAUGUUAGUUAAUUGCGAGGAAAAUUUGGGAGCAUUUGAAGAAUGCCACGACGAUCAAGAAUAAAUCCAAGAACUUUUCACGAAGGUACGAUUGCAUUUGACUUAUUCUAAUAAAGGCAGACAUAUUUGCGUUUGUUUUUUUUUUCUUUUUAUUGAACAAUUGAUAAUAUUUAUUUAAUAUUUAAUCGUAACAAUCACGAACAAGUUUCAAUAUGUUCUGCGCAUGUCAUCGUUUGAAUAUAGCGCAGGUUUGUUUAACUGACAAGAAAGAGCGCAAAAUGGCGGGCAUACGCAGUGUAAUUUUCUAAAAUCAACUUUAUUACAA
Molecule: messenger RNA, 7677 nt
Organism: Frieseomelitta varia
Lineage: Eukaryota; Metazoa; Arthropoda; Insecta; Hymenoptera; Apidae
Gene: Pi3K68D
Product: phosphatidylinositol 4-phosphate 3-kinase C2 domain-containing subunit beta
Exons: 25
Coding region: 170-5455 (1761 amino acids)
Biological process (GO): phosphatidylinositol-mediated signaling; phosphatidylinositol 3-kinase/protein kinase B signal transduction; cell migration
Cellular component (GO): phosphatidylinositol 3-kinase complex; cytoplasm; plasma membrane
Molecular function (GO): phosphatidylinositol binding; 1-phosphatidylinositol-3-kinase activity; 1-phosphatidylinositol-4-phosphate 3-kinase activity
Source: RefSeq, a predicted model, not a curated record